AUGCUCGGUGCAGCAACUGAGCAGCUGGUCUGUGUGACCGGAGCUGGAGGCUUCAUCGGGUCAUGGCUAGUCAAGGAGCUUCUCCACCGUGGCUAUGCUGUAAGAGGCACCGCAAGAGACCCUGACGACUGCAAGAACGCCCAUCUGCAUGCACUCGAUGGAGCUGAAGAACGGUUAUCUCUGUACCGUGCUGAUGUGUUGGACUACAAGUCACUUCGUCCUGCAUUCAGCUUAUGUGAUGGUGUUUUCCAUGUUGCCUCCCCAGUAUCGAAUGAUCCUGAACUUGUGCAGGUUGCUAUUGAGGGAACAAAGAAUGUCAUCAACGCUGCAGCAGACAUGGGAGUGCAGCGUGUGGUGUUUACCUCAUCUUAUGGAGCUGUGCAUAUGAACCCUAAGAGGAACCCUAAUCAGAUUCUGGAUGAGAGUUGUUGGAGUGACCUUGAGUACUGCAAGGAAACACAGAACUGGUACUGCUAUGCAAAGGCAGUUGCUGAGAAGACUGCAGUGGAAGAGGCAUCAAAGAGAGGGGUACAACUAAUAAUAGUCGUCCCUGCAGUCACGAUAGGCAGAAUGCUACAGUCAACGUUGAACGCAAGUUUAUACGGAGUCGCCACCUACAUGAAUGGCACAAAGAAGGCGUAUCCAAAUGCAGUUGCCGCAUAUGUCGAUGUGCAGGAUGUUGCUCUUGCCCAUGUUUUGGUGUACCAAGAUCAGAAUGCACAUGGACGCUACCUCUGCAUAGGUGACGUGCUACAUCGGUCGAAGUUUGUUCAAAUGUUGAGAGGGCUCUUCCCACAAUAUCCUGUCACCGCUAAAUGUGAGAACGACAGUACGCCGAUGGUGAAGCCUUACAAGUUCUCUGUGCGACGGCUCAGGGCUCUGGGUAUGAAGUUCACUCCUUUCAAGGAAAGUGCAUACAACACAGUGAUCAGCCUACAGGAAAAUGGUCAUAUCCCCAUACUGCCACAUAAGUCAGCCCUGUGAGAAAUGAGGAUAUAUAUUUAAAUAAAGGAUUUGAACAUGGGUGUUGAGUCAAUACUUUAGUUGGUAUACAUGGACUAUGUAUGAAGGAUUGUUCAAGCUUUAAAGGGAAUAACCACUCAAAUUAUUCUUAAAUAAUAUAUAGGAAAUUCGGAGCUGGUCUUCGUUUAUAAAGCAAAGGCACAAGUGUGGGGAUAGAUCCUCUAGUAACCGUAAGGAAGGAAGAAGAUAUGAUUAUAUUAGAAUUCCUAAGUACAUUUGUAAUCCUACUAGAACUCCUACCUUUACAUUGUAAUUCUAUCAAGACUUAUAUUGUAACCCCUUAAGAUAUAUAAAGGAGGGCAGGGGUUCACAACUCAUACCUCAUACAUCCAAGCACAUGGCGCAAUAAAUAUACUCCAUUUCAAAUA
Messenger RNA from Setaria italica (foxtail millet), 1391 nucleotides. RefSeq names its product cinnamoyl-CoA reductase 1. The transcript has 5 exons. The coding region runs from base 1 to 984 and encodes 327 amino acids. The record is from RefSeq and is a predicted model, not a curated record. NCBI's taxonomy places the organism in Eukaryota, Viridiplantae, Streptophyta, Magnoliopsida, Poales, Poaceae. Gene Ontology annotation, molecular function: oxidoreductase activity, acting on the CH-OH group of donors, NAD or NADP as acceptor.